AUGAAUCUGAAUGUGGUUGUGUUUCCAUACAUAUCUGAUACCAGAAACAAUGAUGUCAUUGCUAAAGGGAGCUCCAAAAGGGAUGAUGCGAAGAAGGAUGAACGAGUCAACAAAAUUAUGUCGAUGAUAGCAGCAAAUGUUGAUUGGAGCAAAGUCGUUUGGGAAGUUGAGGAAUCUAUAGCGGCUCAAGAUCCGCUACAUGAGGAAGAUCAUGUACAUGUGGCCAAUGAUAAAGUAGUAUCUGAAGAGAAUGAACCAAAUGAGCAUGUUGUAAAAAGAAGUGUCAAGAGAAAGGUGACGGACCCUGGUUAUGAGUCGAGGAAGCAACAGCUAUUUUUCCAACAGACGGCAGAGCAGAGUAGAGGUCUCGAUGAUGAAACGAAGACCUUUAUUGCAUGA
Eruca vesicaria subsp. sativa (arugula) is the source of this 399-nucleotide messenger RNA. The record is from the annotation of a GenBank genome assembly. NCBI's taxonomy places the organism in Eukaryota, Viridiplantae, Streptophyta, Magnoliopsida, Brassicales, Brassicaceae.